GCUGGCAUCAACUUCCAUCCUCUAGGCGACCGCUUUCACGUAGCCUUGACAAUUCCCACCAUGGAGCCCGCCAUCACCGCCCUUCAUUCCUCUUCACACAACACCGACACCAUGUCCGAACCACAAUACCUCAAAAUGGAGGACGUCCAUCACAGCACAUCGGCGUCGCCCGCCCCCUCGGCAGCCACCGACAGCGCCGCCUGGUCAACAUCAUCACCCGCACCCAUCGUCGUGCAAUCAAAACCCACGAAGAAGCGAAAGUCAUGGGGCCAGGCAUUGCCCGAGCCCAAGACGGCGCUACCACCUCGCAAGCGCGCGAAGACCGAGGACGAGAAGGAGCAGCGCCGGAUAGAACGCAUCAAGCGCAACCGCGCUGCAGCUCACAACUCCCGCGAGCGCAAGCGACAAGAGACCGAGGACCUCGCCGUCAAGCUCGCCAAGGCCAACGCUGAGCUCGCCGCCUUCAAGGCUCACUUCGGCGAACUGCCAUCACACAUCGUUCUCCCUGAAGUCAAGGUGGAAGUCGACGACUCGGGCGUCAUAACAGCCUCCGCAGCCACACCAGCACCUUCACUCACGGAAUCACAUGGCUCGCAAAAAGACCCAGCAAGUCCAACACCACCCGCCGACGACCACGCAUUCCACCACAUUAAGAUGGAACCCCAAGACAUUCCCGUUCAACUCAACGUCCCACAAUACGAGGACUCGAAGCUGUCUGCUCUCACGCCGCUCGACCUGACACAACAUUCUGCAGCAAUGUUGUGCAAUGACCUGCAGUGUCGGUCGAGCCGCAUGACCAGCAGUACGGCUUCGGCAGUAUCGUGGACCCAUCUUUUUUCUCUGAUGAAUUUCAACCUCCAGAACUGCUACAAGACACUUCUAAUAGCUUUGUGGACAACUUCGCCUUCGCGGAUGGAGCGCAUGAUGCAAGCAUCAGCGGCUCGCUCUUCUCGUUCGAUGAGUUCCUCAACGUCAACGAAGAUUCGCACUUGGCGGUCGACGCCCAGACGUCUGGCGCGGUCUAGUACUGCGACGGGUCACAGCGCACCGCUUCAGCGCGAAUCUUCUACUGACAACGAGAAAUCUCAGACUUCGACUAGGGAUCAGAGCGCUAUGAAGCGAGCAGCGCGUGCUCACCAGAAGGGACAGGCGGCGUUAAAGGAUAGGAUACCAUCAAAUGAGGGAUUAGCGAUUGGGAAUGAGGGGUAUGAAAGCAAUGGCGUUGCGGACGGAUGACUAUCUCAGCUUGAAUCGGUGGUAUACUUUUGCUACUGCCAUGAGCGAUGGACUACGUAUGACUUUUACUGUAGCCAUGAAAAGCUCUUUACGUUUCAUGAACCAUAUCUUCUCACCUUGCUCACCGCGUCUCUUCACCGCAACAGUAUUGCUACCACUGGGUCUUUGACCCUGAUGCAACACACCGC
Cercospora beticola is the source of this 1424-nucleotide messenger RNA. NCBI's taxonomy places the organism in Eukaryota, Fungi, Ascomycota, Dothideomycetes, Mycosphaerellales, Mycosphaerellaceae. The record is from RefSeq and is a predicted model, not a curated record.